GAUACAUUACUUUUCAUGAACUUGGAGCUCAUUAAUAGUGAGUGAAAUAUUAAAAUUAUGUUUAUAUCUGUCUCAUACUAAUGUUAUGUUGAUAUUCACUUCAAAAAGUUAAUCUCAUAUUUUCAUUGCACAUUUUUGUCAAUAUUCAGCAUAUAUAUGGAACCUGAAAAUCAAACAUAUAUUUCAGAAUUUUUUCUCAUGGGACUAACAUAUGUCCCUGAACUGCAGCCCCUCAUCUUCAACGUGUUCCUGCUCAUGUACCUCAUCACCAUCAUGGGAAACCUACUCAUUAUCCUGGCUGUAAGCAUAGACUCCCACCUGCACACUCCCAUGUACUUCUUCCUGUGUAAUCUAUCUUUCACUGAUAUCUGUGCAAGCACAACGACAGUCCCAAAGUUGCUGUUGAACAUCCAAGCACAUGACCAGAGCAUCACUUAUGUGGGUUGCCUGUCCCAGGUGUGCUUUAUAUUGAUAUUUUGUGUUUUAGAAAGUUGUCUCCUCACUGUAAUGGCUUAUGACCGCUAUGUGGCCAUUUGUCAACCUCUGAGAUACACAAUUAUUAUGAACCCUUUAUCAUGCAUCUUGCUAGUCAUACUUUCCCUGCUCAUCAGCACUAUAAAUGCACUGAUCCACACCCUUCUGGUUUUGCCACUGUCAUUUUGCACAGAACAAGAUAUCCCCAACUUCUUCUGUGAACUUGGUCAGGUCACCAAGCUUGCCUGCUCUGAUACAUUUAUCAAUAUAAUCAUAAUUUAUACUGCAACUAUUGUAUUUUCAGUUAUCCCCCUCUCUGGAAUUAUUUUCUCUUAUUUUCAAAUUGUGUCCUCUAUUCUGAAGAUACCGUCAGUUGGUGGAAGACAUAAAGCUUUUUCCACCUGUGGGUCUCAUCUUUCAGUGGUAUCUUUAUUCUAUGGGACUGGUUUAGGUGUGUACAUGAGUUCUUCCGUUUCUAACUCUUCCAGCAGCAAUGUAAUAGCAUCCAUGAUGUACAGCGUGGUCCCUCAAAUGCUGAAUCCUUUCAUCUACAGUUUGAGAAGCAAAGAAAUCAAGGGAGCCUUGAGGAAGUUCAUCACUAGAUUCAUUUAAUUUCUAUAAUUUUGUGUGCUAAUACACUGAAGCAGAAAGUGUUGCAAUGGUUCCAGUUAAAUGAAGAUGUAUAGACUUGUCUUAAAGGGAAAAUAUGUGUCAUUUGGAUGUGAGAGAAAAGGUUUAAAAUUUUGUAAUAACACAAAUAAAAUCUAGAGUCAAUGUGAUUUCAGGCCAGAUUAAUUGAGACCCAUAAUAAGACCUACUUUGGUUCAGAUUAACAAGAUACUAUGAUCCAUUAAGUAAUUACUAGGUCCUCAUAAUGUAUGCCUUUGUGAGGGAUGCUAGCUUCCUGUCUACUUGGUUUAAUUACUUUAAAACCCCAAAUCCAAAUAAUUACUUUAUACUGGUGUCUUAAAACAUUAUGCAAUUUUCUAUUUCCAUUAUAACUAUGCCAGUGGUUCUCAAAGAAAAGGCCUCCAUUCUAAAAUAAUGAGGAAAAAUAUUUAUUACAUGUACCUCUGAAAUUUUUAAUCCAUAAUUUCAGACAUAGUUAUCAUUAAUGUAUGAGAUAGCCAUUAACAUUUUAUGUUUUGCUCAGUUCCUUAAUAGUUUUAGAAUUUGAGGAUAUCCCAUACUUAUAGGAUGUCAGAGGCAGCACUCUGAGCACCCUC
This is a messenger RNA of Myodes glareolus (Bank vole), 1700 nucleotides long. Its product is annotated as olfactory receptor 7G2-like. The record is from RefSeq and is a predicted model, not a curated record. Gene Ontology annotation, cellular component: membrane. Gene Ontology annotation, molecular function: olfactory receptor activity; G protein-coupled receptor activity. Gene Ontology annotation, biological process: G protein-coupled receptor signaling pathway. Lineage: Eukaryota; Metazoa; Chordata; Mammalia; Rodentia; Cricetidae.